AUGAUCGUUCUUCGACGAAGUUCAUUUUUCUUACCGAUUUUUCUUAGUUUUACAGCAGGUGGUUUCAUGGCAAAUAUUUUUCUUCGACUACUACCCGACAUUAUAAAUUCAUCCGGACUAACAAGUCAACAACAACAUAAUCGUGCUGGAUGUUUUAUUCUGAUGGGAGUCUUUUUCUCAUUUGGAACUGAAAAGUUCCUUCGUCACUCACAACGUACACUUCUUUUAAACGGCCAUGACGAACAAACAGAUUUUAUGACGUCCGCCAAUACCUUAAUAUUUCUAGUUCUAUUAAUAGACGUUCUGCAUAACUUUACAAAUAAUUUAAAUACUCCGUUGAUCUUUAUGAAUAAAUCAAUAUUUGACUUAACAGAAGCGACGAUCAAAAUUAGCUUCGAAAUUCUUCAUGUGCUUUAUGGUUAUAUUAUCUUUCUUAAUUAUGGAUGGACUCCAACUAAGGCAAUGCGCUAUUUCUUAUUAACAACAAUGAUUAGUUCAAUUGUUUUCGCCUCGAGUGUUCAGUUUCAGUCAUACGCUAAUGUACAGAACUGGUCAAAUCAGAUCUUAUCACCAAUUAUUGCUGGAACAUUGGUCUAUAUUUCUACAGUACAUAUCAUUCCCAAGGUUAUGAAGAACAAUCAAGGAACGAAGACGACUUUGUUGAAAGCCGUAACAUCAGUUAUGAGUGUUUUAAUCGUUCUUUCUUUGAAACAAUACGAGAAAGUAUUUUUUCGAGAACUAUCUAUGAAUUCAAUUUCCCGAGAAUAA
Molecule: messenger RNA, 768 nt
Organism: Adineta ricciae
Lineage: Eukaryota; Metazoa; Rotifera; Eurotatoria; Adinetida; Adinetidae
Source: the annotation of a GenBank genome assembly